Messenger RNA from Pseudozyma hubeiensis SY62, 8589 nucleotides. RefSeq lists its product as hypothetical. Bases 1 to 8589 code for a protein of 2862 amino acids. The record is from RefSeq and is a predicted model, not a curated record. Gene Ontology annotation, molecular function: protein binding. The transcript has a single exon. NCBI's taxonomy places the organism in Eukaryota, Fungi, Basidiomycota, Ustilaginomycetes, Ustilaginales, Ustilaginaceae.
AUGACGGACAGCCAGGGAACGCAACAAGAACAUCGUAUAGCCUUAUCUUCAUCUGAAGGAUCGCAAGCCUCGACUCUGGACGCGCAUGUUCAAGCAACCGUACUCGGUGACGAAUACAGAGACCUCGACGCAGCCUCGAAUCUGCAUUCGAAAGAUAUCACAGCUCCCGAGACCGCCUCUCCCGAUCUCAAAGUGGAUCCCAAGCAAGACGUUGAGAGUAGCAACCGAACUGAUCCAAGGUCAGCAACGACAGCGGCAUCAGUUCAAGAGCAGCAUGCGAAUGGCUCUCCAAGCUUGGCCCCACCCCCGUCGCCCUUGCCCGAAUCUUCCAUCGGCAGUCCAUUGAGCAGCGCAAAUGCCAACAGUCCUGCCAUGCCAUCGUCCGGCUCAGCAGCCUGGCAACAAGCUCGGAAUGACGACGCUUCCGAUCCUUUCCACGACACCUCGUCCAGAUCGCUCCAACGCGAUGAGCUGCUCGCGGUCCUCGAAGCAUUACACAGGUGUCCCGCAUCCGAUUUGCAGACCAAGCUGCACCUUGGCGGACACCUUCAUCGCAUGCUCAUCGAGGGCAUCUCGACUUCGGCAUCGGCUCGCGCUCAUUGCUACCGCGACGAUUUUCGCCAAGCAGGUGGCUUCUUGGUCGUUGUGCAGCUCAUCUCCGCCCUCGACAGUCCGCCGAGUCCAUCGGACUCAUCCGAUCAUGCGGCACUACAGAUCGAGAUCUUCAAGCUCGCCUUGUCCAUCCUUUCGGCGUCGCUCGUUCAGCACCCCCUCAACAUCAAAACCUUCGAGCAGAGCGUGGGAUGGCAGGCCCUUUUGGACGCCAUCGAUAUCGCCGCUAAGGACGCCGUCCCUCUCGACCACGUUUUCGGCUCGCUCUUUGGCCUAGCUUUAGCCGACGUCCCCACUUACGCUGGCCGCAUCGUCUCAACGCGCCGAUACCUGGCAGAUCAAUCUGACCAAGCAGACACGUCAGCUGCGUCCCAGGACAAGCUUGCGCAGGCCAGGGUCGGAGACCAAUGGACACCCGUGCCAGGCCUCGUCUUUCCUCACGCGAUUCGCAUCUCGCUGCAAUUGCUUCUGAGCAGAUUACCGCACAGAUCUCAAGGCGGCGAAGCUGAUUCGUUCGACUCAAUUGGAUUGCGCCUCGUGCUGCACACCCUCAUGCACCUCGUGGCCUCCAAUCGGCGGAACCAGGCCGCGCUUGCCGACACGGGCGUGACCGGUCUUUUACUCGACGCCAUUAUGCCAGCCGACUCGGUCGAUGCCGGUAUCUCGAUACCUUCAUCCAUCUCCAUCUCGACACUGAGACAAUACAAUGCGCCGUCGCGGAGCUCUCAAGACACAGCGGAGGGCCAUCCGUCCACGACAGAUUCCGAGUGGCAGCAUCGCGAUCUUCUCGCCAGUGUCCUGGGAUAUCUUUACGCGGCGGCCGGCAUCCCGGACAAGGACGGCCGCCGUCUCCUCCUCCAUCUCGCCACCGGCCCUGCAUCACCUUUCGACGAAACGACAUCGUCCUCGGUGGAGGAGGGCCGCGAGCGCUUGCUCGAUCUGCUUCUCGAAGUCGCGGACACUUCGCAACAACCCAACGCAGUCCUGUUCAGCAUGGCCGAGCACGGGCAUGCCUCGCUGGCGUUCUCCUGUCUUCGACGACCGUUCCCACCUCUCGCUUCCUCCAGGGGGUUUUCUUUCGUAACCACAUUCUCGAUAGAGCGUAUCGAGCCAAGCAUUCCAAUUGAGCUCCUCACCCUCUUUGAUGCACAACGGUCGCUCCACGUCCAACUCGCCAUCGAACCGGGCACGGGUCACUUCAGCUAUGCCUCUGCGCUGCACGCUUCUGCGACUCCGACACGCUUCAACAAGACGAGCUUUGUGACCGGACAGCGCUACCAACUCGCCUUUGUUCAUGUCCGUCCCCGAGGUGGCGCACAUAUGUCUCAAGCUCGGCUCUACGUCAACGGUGAGCUGGUCGAGGAGAAGCUAGCGCCUUGGCCGACCCACAGUCGCGGCGCACCGUCCUCAGCGGUGCCAGCUCAUCGUGACAACCCGGUGCGCGCCGUGCUCGGGUCGCCGCCAGGUUUCAACAUUGAGACCCAUCAAAGCCUGCAGCACAAUGCUUCAACACGACCACGCACAAACCGACUCGUCUGGUCGCUUGGACCUACGAUGCUGAUCGACGAUGUCCUUUCCAACGACUUGCCCCUCGUUUUCCACGAAUUGGGUCCUCGCUACACUGGCAACGCGCAAGACUCACUCGGACGCUUCCUGACAUAUCGUGCCAGCGCUAACAUCAAUCUGCGACUAGACCAGAUCGCUCGUAGGCAAGCCCAAGCGACGUCCGCCAGCGGCAGCUCUGUCCUUUCCGAAAAGGAGAUUUCGAGUCUACCUCUUGUCAUGGCGAUUGCUGGUCGGGCAAGCGAUCUUGUGCCUGAGGAACGUCUGUACUUUGUCAUCAAUGCGGCGAACACCGCCACCUUUGAUCGGUCUGCUUCGAAUGCUGGCAGUGCAACAUCUCAGUCAGCGUCUCUUUCGCAGCCGGCCAAACGAUCGGGAUCGCGCAUCGUUCUCAAUCAGGCGGUCCCUCUAAAUCGCGAGGCAAUCGGGUCGUCGUUCGGCAUUGCCAAACUCUACGGCGAUCCAGCACUGCUGGUACCUCGACCUCUUGACGAGGUCAUCUGGAAGCUAGGAGGCUGCGCCAUACUGCUACGUCUCAUCUCUGACGCCAAGACUUCAGGCGCACUCGCCAAGACGCUGCUCCUCUUUGUGCGGCUCAUCUCGCAGUCAUGGCGUCUGAGUGAGGACGUCGAACGAUGCAAAGGCUAUGAGGUGCUCGGCUUCCUUCUACGCGACAAAGCCGGCUUGUUCGACAACGAGGUCGCUGCCGUCGUCUUCGAGGCGAUGGGUAUCGAUGCUGACAGUGCUUCGACGACGAACGACUCGCUCUUGAUCAACCCGUUUCUUUAUCGCAUUGUCAUGCUCGACUUUGAGCUCUGGUCGCAGACCACCCGCGAGCUGCAACGCCGACAUUUGGCACACUUUCACUUGCUGCUCCGGUCGUCCAGGCACAAGAAAUUCAAUAUCAAAAGAGUGGCCAAGAUGCAGAUCGUCAAGAAGACCAUCCAUGCAAUUCGCUCCGGUCUCUAUCCGACCGAUUGUACGCCUGCCUUGACGGAAGCCGUUCGCGCCACUCUCGCCUCUUCGUUCUCCGAAACCUCGGUGCGCAUCAUAACGUCAUAUCUAGCUUCGCAGCUGUGUCGCACGACCGCAGCGACGGACAUUCAGCCUUCGAAACCGACAAGACCCAAGCCACAGCGAGCAGCGACGCUCAACUCGCAUCGCAUAGCGUCGAACCUCGCAAACACUCGUUCACUAGGAUCGGAACGAACCCCAGAGCCGCUUGCUUUGACGACUUCCGGUGCCUCUUCGGCAAACACGUCGCAGGCAACUCAGCAAGCGCUCGAUAUCUUUGAGCUCUUGGCCGAUAUGCUCCAGGAGCGUCGCAGCCACCUUCUACGCUUUGCCGACGCAGUCAACGUCAAAUGGUUCCUCCUUUUCUUCCACCCUCGAGCCGAGCGAAGAGCCGCAGAAUUAGCUUUAAGCAUCCUGGCUCGACUAUUGCUGCUCCCGGAACUUGGCUAUGCUCAGCGCCUGAGCACGUCCGGAGGCUUCAAGGUGCUUGAAAGGCUCUUGCCUCGCUUCUGGUCCAUCCCUUUGCUCCUUCCUACCUUGUGGACAGUGCUGUUUGGGCACGACGUGCCACAGAUAUCAACAUCCUGGUUCGAACUCAUUGUUCCACCCCGCAGCAGUAGCCAAGCGAAGCCCAUCCACUGUGCCCCUGUCCUACGAACAAUUCUGUCCUGCUUGAAGAAAGGCAUGCAGGCUUCAGCGACGACGCAAACUUUAUCGUACACCGGUCAGUCUCGCACGCUACCGCCACGGCCAACGGCCACAGUGAACCGAGUCUCUUCCUCUUCGGCCUCGCACUCGGAUGAUCUCGAAGUGAGUGUCCUGCAAGCUCCACGACGCACACACACCCGCAAGCGUAGUCAAUCGAUGGAUGUCGACGUCAAAGCCUUGGAGCGGGCCGCUCAGGCUUCGGUCGAAAGGGCGAUGUUGCGCGACACUGCAGAGCUCCUCUGCGCAUAUGGCGUUCAAUCUGAGGAAUUCAAAGAGCUGUUGUUCUCGCCCAUUAUCCUUCGUGGACUGGUCGACUGCAUCUUUGUCUUCAUCGACCAAGCUGAUUCGUCGGACAACACGAUGGACACUGCAGGCGCAGCAUUCGGAGAAAGUGCUUCCGCGGCGAAAAGCAGAUCAGAAUUCCCUCGAAAUCCAAACUCGCCACGGUCAGCAUCUGUGCGAAACGAAAUCCGCGGGAUGGCCGAUUCCAUGCUGGACUUGCUGGCAGAUCUCGCCACGGACUCGCUCCUCUCAACGCACUCGAUAGCCAUCGUGUCGGCCAUCGAACAGGCGCUGCCGCCCUCGGAGUUGGCGCAGCAAACCAUCUUUCGCUGUCACCUUCUCGUCAAGAUCACACGGAGGCUGCGGCUGUCCAUCGCAGAACAUCCCCUCGGCGCAGCCACAUCCGCCGAGUUCAUUGCGCUCUUCAUCGAGACGGCUUCCGGCGAAGUUCUGUCCGGCCAGGUCAAGCUGGAGGAGGAGCUGUACAGAGCCACGCUGGAUCUGCUAGGCGCUCUUCUGAAAGCUGCUCCACGCGAUGCAAGACAGUCGAGCCGUGCUGUAGCGACACUAUACAUGAGCCUCAACCGUAUCGUGCUGCUACGUCUCGCAAACGAGGAUCGCCACAUUCAGACACUGAGCGAGGUCUUGCAGAGCCAGGACGUGAUUCUGCACCCAGCAAACCAAGACCGCAUCUUCUUCGAGUGCCUCGUCAACCGGCUGCUUUUCGUGUCGGAAUCCACGGCUCUGAGCUCUGACCAAGAAUUGGCCGCCGAUGUCCACAUCAAGACGUUCACGCUUUUCAACCUCGUUGCCCUGGCACGGCCUGCCAUUGUGGAAGGUGACGCUAUGGCCAUGUUCAACGCAACGCAGCAGAGGAACGCGAUUCCAGCAGCUGUUGGACCUGCUGAUCACAUCCAAGAGGAAACUCCAGUACAGCGGUCGGCCAUUGUGUACGACGCAGCUUGGAACAGCAUCUCAAAGACUCGAGAAACCCUCAAGACGGCGGCCCAUAUGGAGCGACUGCAACAGCUGCAUGACUCGCUUCGUCGAACUGACACACGAGAGCAGGUGGUGACCAGCACCGAGAACCGCAUGAUUGCGUGGCAUGCCAGCCUGGUUGACGCGGAGCUCGUCCGCAAAGCCAAAUUCGUCAACGACCUGCGUGAGAUGCAGACGUUCGCCGAAAUGCAAUGGCGCAGGCUGCAAGCAGGCCUCACACGGGAGCGGGCAUUGCUGCAGGAUGCUACGUCCAGCAAAGACGACAGCGCUAAUCCGAAGAGCCGAGGCAUAUGGCGCCUUGAUCCCACUGAGGGUCCAGACCGCAUUCGUCUGAAGAUGCACCUGCUGGACGCAUCCGCAGUUCGUGCAAGCGACGUAGUUGCGCCUCAGCUGGCCGAGCAUGUACCUGCUAAGACCUCGGAUUCGCCCGCUACGAAAGGCUUGCACGGUGAUGCUUGGGGCAGUGCGGACGGUACGGGCGUCGAGGUAGAUCCAUUGCCGUCGCUGACGGCCUCCGGAACAGCGGAUAGCCUCGUCGAGGCCAUUAAGGCGGGCUCCGAUCCGUCCGCAAGCCCCGUGGAAAUCUCUGACGCUACAGCAGCAGAGGCUUCGAACGAGACAUUCCACGAGGACAAGUACCGUCGCGUGCUACGUUCACUCGAGCGCGGCGAUGUGAUUGAGGCGGUCUUCAACACCUCGCGUGUGGUUGGCAUCGAAUCGAGGGGAUGCCUGCUCAUUCUUGGCAAGUUGUGCGUAUACCUGAUGGACGACUACUUCCAGCGACCUAAUGGCGAGCUCAUCAAUGUGUGGGAAGCACCUGCCGAGGAGCGUGACACGCUUGUGAUGGCAACAUUGGCAGGCGAUGCCUCCAAGCCGUCCGAUCUCUUGCGCGAUCUCGAGGGCGACGCGCAAACGCGAAAGUGGUCCUGGUCCACGUUGCAGGCCUGUCACCGCCGUUCGUGGCUGCAUCGCCGAACAGCUGUCGAGAUCUUUUUCGAGGACGGACAAAGCUGCCUGCUCGUAUGUCCGGAGACGGCCACCGCGCAGAAGAUGCAUCAAGAAUUGCAGAUCCGCGCGCCUUCCGCCGUCGCAUCUGCAGAGGCGAUGCGGGAGGGCAUUCGGGAACGCGGCGCAGGAAGCGGUGGCUCAUCAUCAUCUUCGGCAGUAUCACCGUCUGGUCUUGGCUCGAGGCUUGCCGGAGCUGUACUGGGUCGCAAUGCUGGUUGGGGAGCGAUGACGACAGCAUGGCGCGAAGGUCGCAUGAGCAACUUUGCGUAUCUCAUGGCGCUCAACACGCUAGCGGGGCGGUCGAUGAACGACUUGACGCAAUUCCCGUGCUUUCCGUGGGUGUUGGCAGACUAUACCAGUGAGGAGCUAGACCUGGAACAGCCUUCCACUUUCCGCAAGCUCGAACUGCCCAUGGGCGCUCAGACGCCCAUCCGACGCAAGGAGUACGAGGACCGCUACGUGCAGCUGCAAGAAGUCGACAUGGAGCCGUUCCACUACGGCACGCACUAUUCGACUGCUUCGACCGUGUGCGGCUUCCUGAUCCGAACCAGACCGUUCGAGCGGCUUCUGAUGGCACUGCAAGGCGGCAACUUCGAUCUGGCAGACCGGACGUUUGGCUCAAUCGGCAAGGCGUGGAUGUCGGCGUCUGAGCUAUCGCGCGGCGACGUACGCGAGCUCAUUCCCGAGUUCUUUUACUUGCCAGAAUUCCUGCGCAACACGAACCGCUUCGAUUUUGGCAUAACGCAGGCUGGUGAGAUCAUCGAUGACGUCGAGCUGCCUCCUUGGGCCAAAGACGACCCGCGCCUCUUCGUGCUGAAGCACAGGGAAGCGCUCGAGUCCGAGUACGUGUCGCAGCGGCUGCAUCACUGGAUCGACCUGGUUUUUGGCUCCCGAUCGCGCGGAGACGAGGCGGUGGAGAGCACAAAUGUCUUCCAUCCGCUCAGCUAUGAAGAUGCCGUGAAUCUGGAUUCCAUUGAGUCCGCCUUGGAGCGUCAAGCGGCGGCGCAGGUGAUCCACAACUUUGGACAGACGCCUUCGAAGCUUUUCCGCCAUCCGCAUCCGCAGCGAUUGCGAAGGCUUCACGUCUCGCUCUCGGCGUCGGAGCGAUUCGGCAUGCUGGAGCAUCCGAGGCUGAUUGUCCAAGGCAUCGCGCCGAUCCGCACGCUCAAGAACGCGGUCCACUUUAUCUAUCCGUUCCACCCUGAACGCGCCUUCGCUUCUCCCAAAGACUACCUCAUCUUACCCAAGGCAGGAGUGUCGCUAUCUACGGGUCACCUCGAUGGCAGCUUGCGGAUGUACAGCUCGCGGGACGCCAAGCGACCUCUGGCGGUGGUGGAGCAGAUGGUGCCGGAUCGCAUCACGUGUUUGGCACAAGCUCGUGCCCAUUCGAUCGUAGCCGGCAGCUCGGACGGCAUGGUAAGCAUUUGGGACGUGGACGGUGCCAAGCGAGAGGUGACGCUGUCCACCUUGCUGCGGGGUCACGACGAUGCGGUCCUGUGUGUCGCGGCUUCAUCGGCGUGGAGCGUCGUGCUGACGGGAUCCAAGGAUCGCACCGCUAUUGUGUGGGACCUCAAUAGGGGCACGUAUGUCCGCUCCCUGCGGGGUCACGACUCGGGCAUCCAGCUUGUCGUCAUCGAUGAAAAAACGUGCAACCUGGCGACGGCAAGCGGACCGGAGGUGCGAUUGUGGUCGAUCAACGGAGAGCUGUUGGCGUGUUUGGCAACCAGUGCCAACAUUUCGGAGCCAGUAUCUAGCUUGAGGUUUUUCGAGCGCGACUACCACGUGGAUCGACUCGCCGUGCUCCUUACGGGUCACCGCGGGAGGGUGAUUGCAUGGGAAGCCGUAUCAGCGCACGACGCAGCAUCGUCGAAGGAAGGUCGAGCAUCGUCGUUACCCUCUGUGUCUGAUUCAACGACGACGGUGAAGCAAUCGCACAAUCAGCGGCGUCUAGCUUCAGAAGGCAGCUACCACCAAGCAGCAGCCGCCAAGGGUCCUCUAUGGCGACUCGCGCCAUUACACGUGCUCGAGCACCAGGACCGUCUGAACGCAGAUGGAGGUGCGCAAGGUGUCACGAGCGCAAGCACAAGCGCGCGAGCCCGACCGCUGAUCACCGCCAUCGCCACGACCCCCAAGAUGGUGUUGACGGGCGACGAAUACGGCAGGCUGUAUCAGUGGACGCUGGUGGGAGACGCCGUGGCGGUGCCGGACUCGUUCUCUCCGCACUGCAUGGGCGCAAGCUGCGGUAGACGCUUCGGACUGCUGGAAGGACGCAGAAGCUGUGCGGGAUGCGGUGGCCUUUUCUGCGGUGCGUGUGCAACGGCGCACGGCGAGUUUGCAGCUCAUCAACGAUUCUGUGCUCACUGCCGUGAUGUGACGGACAGCUCGGGAUACUUUGACAUCUGA